AUGAGUAGUGUCCUUUCAUAUCUGGACCCCCGGCGUGUCCAGUGGGGCGCUACCUGGUACGCCAUGCAUUCUAGAAUCCUCCGCACCAAGCCCGUGGAAUCCAUGCUGGAAGGAACAGGCACCACCACAUCCCAUGGAACAAAACUGGCCCAAGUGCUUACCACCAUCGAUUUGGUUUCACUAGGUGUUGGAAGCUGUGUCGGCACUGGAAUGUAUGUGGUCUCUGGCCUGGUUGCUAAGGAAAUGGCUGGGCCUGGCGUCAUCGUUUCCUUCAUCAUUGCUGCUGUUGCCUCCAUCUUGUCUGGCGUUUGCUAUGCUGAGUUUGGUGUGCGGGUCCCGAAAACCACCGGCUCUGCUUACACCUACAGUUAUGUCACAGUGGGAGAGUUGGUGGCGUUUUUCAUUGGAUGGAACCUCAUCCUGGAGUACCUGAUCGGCACAGCAGCGGGCGCCAGUGCCUUGAGCAGUAUGUUUGACUCUCUGGCCAAUCACACCAUCAGUCGCUGGAUGAUCGACAGUGUUGGAACUUUGAAUGGGCUGGGUAAAGGAGAAGAAUCGUAUCCAGACCUGCUCGCUUUGGUUAUUGCUGUUGUCGUAACAAUCAUCGUUGCUUUGGGUGUGAAGAAUUCUGUGGGGUUUAACAACAUCCUGAAUGUGAUCAACCUGGCUGUGUGGAUCUUCAUUAUGGUCACUGGACUGCUAUAUGUUGAUGGAGAAAACUGGGCUGAAGGACGGUUCCUGCCAUUUGGAUGGUCAGGGGUGCUUCAAGGUGCAGCCACCUGUUUCUACGCCUUCAUUGGAUUUGACAUCAUUGCCACCACUGGGGAAGAAGCAAAGAGUCCCAACACUUCUAUCCCGUACGCCAUCACUGCCUCCCUGGUCACAUGCCUGACGGCAUAUGUGUCCGUGAGCAUUAUCUUAACUCUGAUGGUGCCAUACAAUGAGAUUGAUACUGAGUCCCCCCUGAUGGAGAUGUUUGUGGCCCGUGGAUUCUACACUGCUAAAUUCAUUGUUGCCAUUGGAUCUGUGGCUGGGUUGACUGUGAGCUUGCUGGGUUCCCUCUUCCCGAUGCCUCGUGUAAUUUAUGCUAUGGCUGGUGAUGGACUUCUUUUCAGAUUCUUGUCCCAUGUAAGUUCCUAUACUGAGACUCCUGUAGUCGCUUGCAUCGUCUCAGGAUUUCUCGCAGCACUACUGUCCUUGCUGGUAAGCCUGAGGGACCUGAUAGAGAUGAUGUCCAUCGGCACUCUGCUGGCCUACACUUUGGUCUCUGUCUGUGUCCUGCUUCUCCGUUACCAGCCAGAGAGUGACAUUGAUGGCUUUGUCAAGUUCCUUUCUGAAGAGCACACUAAGAAGAAGGAAGGGAUCUUAGCAGACUGUGAGAAGGAGGUGUGCUCACCUGUGAGUGAAGGUGAAGAGUUUGCAGGCCCACCCACCAACACCUGCGGCGCAAAGAACCUUCCAUCCCUGGGUGACAAUGAGAUGCUCAUCGGAAAAUCUGAUAAGUCCACCUACAAUGUCAAUCAUCCCAAUUAUGGUACAGUCGACAUGACUUCAGGAAUAGAGGCAGACGAGUCUGAAAACUUCUAUCUCAUCAAGUUGAAGAAACUGAUUGGACCACGGUACUACACAAUGAGGAUCCACCUUGGGCUUCCUGGGAAAAUGGACCGGCCCACAGCAGCAACUGGCCAGACAGUCACCACUUGUGUGCUGCUGCUGUUUGUCCUGAUGUUCAUCUUCUGUUCUUUCAUCAUUUUUGGGGUGGACUAUCUCUAUGAUCAAAGCUGGUGGGCAAUUCUUCUGGUUGUUCUAAUGGUCCUGCUGAUUGUGGCAUUGGUGUUUGUCAUUCUUCAACAGCCGGAAAACCCCAAAAAGCUCCCCUACAUGGCCCCUUGUUUGCCUUUUGUCCCUGCCUUUGCUAUGCUUGUGAACAUCUAUCUCAUGCUGAAACUUUCAAAGAUCACAUGGAUCCGGUUUGCUGUCUGGUGUUUUGUGGGGGUGUUGAUUUAUUUUGGCUACGGCAUAUGGAACAGCACGCUGGAGAUCACCGCUCGGGAAGAGGCCCUGCAUCAGAGCACAUACCAACGCUAUGAUGCUGAUGUUGAUCCCUUCUCGGUUGAAGAUGGCUUUGCCUAUGCCGAGAGCGACAACUAUCAGGACUGGGCUCCUGCCGAUGACAAAGGUUUCUCUUACCAGCAGAUGUCAGAAGCAAAGGAAAGCAGUCGGACAAGUAGCAAAUCAAAAAGCAAAAGCAAACACAAACAGAACUCGGAUGCACUGAUUUCAAAUGAUGAGUUAGAGUACUCGCCAGAGUAG
Messenger RNA from Varanus komodoensis (Komodo dragon), 2313 nucleotides. It is a transcript of the gene SLC7A14, whose product is annotated as solute carrier family 7 member 14. Gene Ontology annotation, cellular component: plasma membrane. Gene Ontology annotation, molecular function: amino acid transmembrane transporter activity. Lineage: Eukaryota; Metazoa; Chordata; Lepidosauria; Squamata; Varanidae. The transcript has 7 exons. Bases 1 to 2313 code for a protein of 770 amino acids. Gene Ontology annotation, biological process: transmembrane transport; amino acid transport. The record is from RefSeq and is a predicted model, not a curated record.